Pyricularia pennisetigena is the source of this 498-nucleotide messenger RNA. RefSeq lists its product as uncharacterized. NCBI's taxonomy places the organism in Eukaryota, Fungi, Ascomycota, Sordariomycetes, Magnaporthales, Pyriculariaceae. Gene Ontology annotation, cellular component: membrane. The transcript has 2 exons. The record is from RefSeq and is a predicted model, not a curated record. The coding region runs from base 1 to 498 and encodes 165 amino acids.
AUGAUCAUCACGGAUAUUGUCUCCAUGAUCCUCCGCGUGGCGGAGCUGGUCUUUGCCGCCAUCGUUACCGGUCUCACGGGUCAGUUCUUGCACCAAAGGGACAACGCCUCGGCGUGGGAUAAUGGCCGCCACAUCUACACCAUCACCGUAUCGGCCAUCUCGAUGCUGCUGUCCAUCCUUUGGCUCUUCCCAUUUAGCGGCAGCUUCAUCCACUGGCCUGUCGAUUUCAUCAUCAGCGUCAUGUGGUUUGCCGCGUUUGGCCUGCUGGUUGACUGGCUUGAUGGCGGCUGCGGCGACGUCUUCAACUGGUCCGGCAUCAGGAUCCGCGGCGAGGACUUCUGCGCCAAGCAAAAGGCCGUCGUCGCCUUUGCCUUCCUCUCGGCCAUCUGCUGGCUCGCCUCGGCCAUUGUCGGUGCCUUCUGGGUCCGCAGGCGCGAGAGGCGUGCCGCCGCUGCCCACACCACCCACCGCCGCCGCUGGUACCGCAGCCGUGUCUGA